Gekko japonicus is the source of this 1900-nucleotide messenger RNA. It is a transcript of the gene FUZ, whose product is annotated as fuzzy planar cell polarity protein. Lineage: Eukaryota; Metazoa; Chordata; Lepidosauria; Squamata; Gekkonidae. Gene Ontology annotation, biological process: vesicle-mediated transport; non-motile cilium assembly. The record is from RefSeq and is a predicted model, not a curated record. The coding region runs from base 89 to 1153 and encodes 354 amino acids. The transcript is spliced from 10 exons.
GGAAAGAUUAGGAAUCGGUGGUUGGUAUUUGGAAGAGGAAUGAAAAGAGCGGGGCGGGAACCCGUCGGCGGAGUUCUUCAGUGUGAAGAUGUGGGAGGAAACAGGGGACUCCGUGACCUUGCUGUGCCUCACAGCCAGUAGUGGAGUGCCCUUGUAUUGCAGGAGCCGGGGUGGCUCCGUCAAGCAGCAGCUACCCUUCUCUGUGAUUGGCUCCCUGAAUGGGGUUCACAUGUUUGGUUCCAACUUGGAUGUCCUGCUGACAGCUGCCUGUACAGAGAACACUCGUGUGGUGUGGAAAGUGUUCCACAACAGCAUCACCCUCAUUGUCCUGUCUUCCGAUGAAGGUGCAAGUGACUUCAGCCUUGGGAGACUCCUCGAGAAUGUCUUCAGUGCCAUGGUGCUGGUGUUGGGCCUGGAGGAACUGGUGAAUGCACGCAACAUUGAGCGUCUCAAAAAGGACCUGAAGGCAUGUUACAGAUUGAUUGACAGCUUCCUGGAGCCUGGCAAAUGCAGUGCUGACCUGACCCACUAUGUGGAGUGUGCUGUGGUGCCCUCCAGGGCCAUCUUGCAGGUUCCUCACCGAUUCCUGACCUUCCAGCUUGUUCCUGGUUUGGAGGUGGUGCUGUUGUGCGGGCCAAGUCCCUCCUUACAGUACGUGGCUGAUGAGCUAGUGAAACAGUUUUGGCAACCGUUGCUGGAUCUCCUGAAGCAGACUGCCAGAGCCUCCCCUCGCUGCCUCCCUCCAAGCACGUCUCUUGCCCCUGGCAUCCUUGGGCUAUUGUUGAUCAACCAAGAACAGAGGAAAAGCCUCUUCACAGUACAACCUCACGGCACCCAGGCGGAAGAAUCCGAGAUGCCCCUGAAGAGUCGCCUCUGUGCCCUCCGCUCUUUCUACGCCUUAGCUAUCUCUUUGUACUUUCCCUCUGAGAAGUCCGAAGGGAGUACGGUGCCUCUGCAGGAAGAGUUCCAGGCCGGUUUUUCACACCACCCGCUGCACUGCUACAUCAUCAGUGCCACACACAAGGCCUAUGCCAUCCACGGGAGGCAGCACCAGCUCUUUCUGCUCCUGAAGCCAGACGUGCCCACCUUUGCCCUGCGCUCCCUGGCAACCAGCACGCUGCAGGCCCUCACCGCUGAGGAUUCUGCCCUCUGAGCAGGGGAGUUCCCAACCGGAUGCUGGGAUGAGACAUGCCUCCCCCAAAAACAUUCCGCAAAGGUGUAUUUCCUGUAUACCGGAGCAGCCUGGAUAUGGAAGAAAUUCCCAAAUCAGGAAGAAUUCUGAAGAUGAGAGCAAAUCUCUCUAACUCUCUGGUGGUUACACAGGAGGUAACUGAGACACUCUUGGCCUCUUCUCCUUCACCAGCCCCCAUACAGAAAGGAAUGCUUGCUUUUUAAAAGAAGUUGGCAAGAAGUGCGUCUCCCACUACCUGUCUGCAGGUAUUUAUGCAUUGAUAUCACAUACACCCAAACAGCAAGGAAUGCAAGCGUACCCUCUACCGAAGACUAAGACGGAUGGGUCAAAAGUGACAGACUUGGAGCCGAGGGACCAAGGUUUAUAAUGCAGUACAGCUCAGCACAGCAAUUGGCUUACCUGGGUUGGAAGGUGCCUGCUGUGGCUCUGCAGGUACAGGAAGUCUGAUGAUAGAAAUUGGCAUCAGCCCAUCUUCCCCCAGGAGCAUUUGCUCCUACCUCAUUCAUCUCCUCUUCCAAUUUCUGUGAUAACUUGAUUAGCUUCUCGACUUCACACGCUACACGUUCUGUGUUUCUACUUAUGAGAGGCUCUUCUUUCGAUGUUCCUACUGCUGACAUUCAAAUGUGGCCUCUGCCAGCUCACUGGAAAGCCAUACUAAUUUUGACCUAACCUUGCAAGACUGUUUGUAAGAGUUAAUAAAAUGUUUUG